AUGCUAAGCUUGCUUGAGAUUAGGAUACAUCUGUAUAGCAAUGCAAGACCGGUUCAGUUUUCGUUUGCUAAUGGCGUAAAAUGUGGGGAAGGAUGUAAUCAAAAGUUCAUCAUGCUUUAACCUUAUGGACAUUGUAAGAUUUGGAUGUCAAUAUGCAAUACACGAGAAAAGAGGAAACAUGAAUGGCUGAAAACGUCCUCCCCAUUUAUUAUGAUUGAUUAGCUUCUUAUAGAUGGUAAAGAUAUAAAAAAUAGUUGCCACAGUCACGUUAGGGAGGGCUGAGAAUAUGCUACAAUUAGCCCCUUAAAUCAAGGGAGGAAAUCAGCCUUCCAAAAUAUGAAAUAGAAACUUUGACAAUUAGAGCAAUGGCAGAUGGCACAGGAUUUCAUAAGAUCCUAUAAAGAAUCCCACUAAAUUACUUGACCCUGUAAACAUUAGUAGAUACAUGAUUGAUGUGAAUUGGCUCUCAUUUCUGCAUCUUGUUAAGCUCUAAUCGUAGCAAAGGGAAAGGUAUCUAUCUUACUGCUUUGAUAUCUUCUGCAGGAACAAGGUUAAAUUGUGUCUGCUUACAUCAGCUGUUCAGUUCCCCUUUGCUUUGGAAAAUACUGUAUAUCUACAAUGUGGCACCAUUAUCAUUGUUCUGGGAAAAAUAAAUAAGCUGGGCAUAUUCAAAAUGUCAAUUCUUUAAUCUUCUCAAUGAUUUUUUGGUGUCUGUUAGAACUUUAUCAACUUUUUUGAUGAUAGCAACCUUCGUGUUCAUUGAGAUAGAUUCUUGAUUGAAUUCAGCCACCAUAUCCUCUGCUGUGAAGUUCUAGAGAGUAUGUUUAUUUAAUUGAUUAAUUAUUGCCCACAGGGUGGUGGAUACAUGUUUGGGAGUUAGCUUGACACCGUAUUAGAUGACCUAAUUGGUGAUAAAUGGGAAUAUCCUCAUACUUACCAUUUUUUUCUCUAUUUUUUGUACGUUUUUUUCCUCACAUCUUAUUUUCUAAAUCUCAUCAGUUACUGACAAAUAUGUUUAUAAUACUCAUAAUUUCAGGAUAUGCAAAGAGUCUUGAAUCAGUUCCAGAUCUUGAGAAGGCCAUGUACCUAAAUAUAGAUGGUUACCCCUGUGUACGGCUAUUGAACAUUUCUGGUGAAAUUGGUUGUUCAAGUAUGUCUUCACGAUGCUGUCCUUUUUAAAGGCAUUUUCAUUGGUGUUGUUAAUUAUUAGCAAUCCCGAAGAUUCAGUUACAUUAUAAUUCUCGUGAUGUAUUUCUUGUCAUCUUUUGGAAGGCAUUUAUCUUGUUUCUUUACCACAACAUCUUAAAGACUCUACCAAGUUAUUCUCCAUUGAGAUGCAUUUCAUGAGUCAACUGAUCCUUCUUUUGUCAUCAGAUCCGGGCCGUAUGAAGGUCAGUGCUCCAAUUGUUAAAUGGGAAAGUGCUGAUAAUCAAGUGUCUCAACCAUCUACCUUUUUGAUUGCUGAAAAUGAAAUGCAGAGCUUCUUUCUCAGGCAUGAUUCUUAUCAGUAUGGUUAACUCUCGUUGUGUACAUGUUUUGUUUCAGCCUUAUAUUUAGAAUAAUUUACUAUGAUGACUCAAGGAUGGGAAACAUUCUUUAUUCAUAGGGUGAGAUUCAAAAGGCUUGUUGCAUUUUUUCCCUGUUAAGUCCGUGCAUAUCGCCUUGGAUGAGCAUAGACAUGUGCAGGUUGCUUGUUGCUGGAGACUUAGAGCUGUGAAGUUCACGUCAAUGAGCUGUUUUACAUAACUUGCCAUUUUUUAUCAUUGGUGGAAAAUGCUGAGUAUGUAAUCACAAUAGACUGUGCUUUUAGGUUUAAUAUCUGUGAUAAAAUACUCUGAUGGAGUGAGAAAUUGUGUGUAUGUCAACUAAAUCGAAACCAUUUUGACAGCGAAUGCUCACUUGUGUUGGUCAUUAUCCAGGGUUUCUAGUGAUCAAAGUUUUGCUGUGAAAGUUGCUGCCGUUUUGGUUGAAUCUAAGGAUAUCUUUAAUUCAUCAGGUUGGUAGCAAUAACUACUAUCAUUCUGCGUUAUGACAGCAGCUGAUCAAUAACAAUAUGCAAAUGCUAUUGUCUGAGUUUCUUUUCCCUGAAUUUAUAGCAUUCUCGCCAGUUGGAAUGUUUCCACAAUCAGAAUUUGCCCCAUACAAGAGUCCCAAUUAUAAGUGGAACCCUACGGUAAGUUUCUUGACCCGUGGUUUGUGGGACAACAUCUUGUUUGAAAUCAAAAUAAUGAGAGCAUUCCAUGAUUCGUGGAGAAAUAAUGGCAGAAUUUUUUGUUGUCAUCAGGGAUCUGGCAUAAUGUGGAACCGCUAUAACUUUCCUGUAUUUUUACUAUCCAAGAAUAGUACAUUGACCGUACAGGAGGUAAUCUAUUUAGAAUUUUGAAGAGUAUCAAUUUUGCAGUACGUUGUUUGAUUAUUGUGCAAAUGGGUAUUUCUUACAACGAAAGUUGUGCAGGCAAGGCUUGGAGUCUGGGUAAAGUCUAGUUUUACUUAAUAAUCUAAUGAAAUUAUUUCACAAAAGUCGUUUUGGAUAUCUGGUCAAUUUCAUAUUUUAAACUUCAUGCAUUCCAAGAAAAUCACAUGUAUAAAAAUUGAAAACGUGAGUAUUUGUGUAUGUAAGGCGUUUGUAAAGUGACAUCAUCAAUGCAAUAAUUUUAUACCUAGUAUUUGUUGUUCAUUUUACUAAGAGAACAAUGAGUGCAUUGUGGUAAUGUCGGUUAAGAAAUUUCCAUCUACAUUACUUUUUCAUUCGAUGGUAAACAAAUAAUUUCAUAAUUUAAUCAAUCACAUAGUACUGUUCAGCUGAAGAUGAAUUAAACCGAUUUUCAUUGCUACUGUUUGUUCAGGGAAUAUUUUUCAUGCCGAAAUAUGUACUCUAGGAAUGUGCAAUUUGAUAAUAAUAUGUUCGUUUUGUUUCAUCCCUAGUCCCAGUUGUAGGUAUCUCUAGUCGCACUUAAGAUAAGAUGUCUGUUUCACUUGUCAUCCUAUAGUACCUUGUUGCUUUCAAGACUACGGAUAUAGGCCAUAUCUUUCAUUACUUGAUUACAAUCAGUACCUAAUUUUUGUGUUUCUUCUGUUUAUUUGUUCGUCAUUGGUGGUUUCUGUUCCCAUGCAGAUUGUUAGUCAGCAUGGUGAGAGUAAUAAAGCAAAGCCUAUAGAUGUUGCCGAGUUUGAUUUGGUGAUGCAGGUUUGGGAUUGCAUCCUUCUUUUUUGGUUUUUUCCGGAUACCAUUGAUAACUGAAUAACACUGGGAAUGUCCUGAAGACUUUGAAAUUUCUAUUUUGAACUUCAGACUACCAAAGUUGGGACUCACGAUUCGGAAUCUUGUCUUACGGAGAACUCUUGUCUUCCUCUAGGCGGAUACAGGUAAGAUUUUAUUUCUGGUUACAGUUUUAGAUUAAUUUGGCAGAUGAAUAUUUAUUGACUUUGCUACUUCAUAAUAUUUUUUUGACUAAAUGAACAUUGCAUAUUUUUCUGACAAACUAACCAGAAUUAUGUGCUGGGGUAUUAUUCAUGUUUACUCUCUGGGAGGGGCUUUCCAAACCUAUUUCGACUUGUUCUUAGCUUGCGGUUGCUUUGUAAUUUGUACAUUUCCACUGGUAGAAUUUUGUUCACUGGUGUGUCUUAAUGACCAUUUAAGUUUUGUUCACGAGUGGAAAAACUUCGAAUUUUCUUUGGAACAAAGAUGGUCAGGCUUUGUUUAAAUAUUAACAUCCUUUUUCAUGUUUCUGAUAACCGAGGGGCAGUGUCUGGUCUUCACUGCCGCCAGUUAAUACAUCCGCAGGACCAUCAAAGCCUCUCAUAUUUGUCAUGGCUUCUCAGGAUUCAGCAUCUUUUUUUCGUGACAAAAGUGUCGGUGCUGAUUUUCCAUUAUCUGUAAGUUUCUUCGAAAUUUAUCCUCUUCGUUUAUUUGGAACUGUUUUUUAGUUUUUUAUUAUUAUGGUCAGGGAAUGAUUUCACUGCUGGCUGCUGUUGAUGCUCUUUCACGUAUUGAUGGUUUAAGUAAGCUUAAGAAACAGGUAAUGGGUCUUCUUGUUUCCUUUUUUCCUCUAUACCCCCUUGGGGCUUUCUAUAUUUUGCUCAACAUGGUACUAAAACUUUUUGUGGUUUACAAAGUGGGCUCUAUCGGAUUAUGGGGUUGUAAGCCUUCAAAUGAUGAUAAUAAACUAAGUGAAGAAAAAAAAUGGAGAUUGCAUGCGGUAAAGAACGAAUGAUUUCCAAUUGGUUUUCACCCUAUCACGAAAAUUUCACUGCAUUUUUUUCAGCCUCAUUUUCUCAUUUUGUUUGGCACGUGAAUAGAUAAUCAUCUUUCAGACGUUCUAUGAGGUUCACAUUGUCCCUCGUCUUUGUGGAUUAAGCUCAUUAAGAACUUUAAACAGCAUGUAGUGAAAUGCUUCUUAUUAUUGUUUCUACAUUUGGUCUCAUUAUUAUUGUAGGUUCACAUCUUCUUAUUAUUGUAUCUUGUGUUUUCCUGAAGCUUGUAUUCCUUGUUUUCACUGGAGAAGCAUGGGGUUACCUUGGUAGCCGGAGAUUUCUUCUCGAACUGGAAAUGGGGGCAGAUGCUACGAAAGGGCUUAACAGUACUCUGAUUGAACAGGUAAUCUUACUGGUCACCACUUUUCACUUUUCCUAGAAUUGCAUCAUCAUACAAUAAUCUUUUUACUUAACAAAGAACCUGUUUAAACAAGUUGGAGUAGUAUAUUGACAGGACCGCCGCUUGAUCUGAUGAAGGAAGAUGUGGAGAAACGAGGAGUAAAUAAAUCAUAUUAACAUUCAUGUGAAUGGGUAAGAACAAUUGAUUUUACCCCGUUUAGGUAGAAAGUGGAGAUAGGGUUGACAGGCAGAAUAUGAAGCUGGUAGAAUGUACUCAUCUUCUCAAAUAUCAAAACUACUAAUUAUGGGAAACCUGUUUGGGCUCUCCACAAUCUUGAAAGAUUAAUCGAAAUCCAUGAUAUCCAGUACCCAAAAGAAAAGAAUGAAAACUCAACAACUAUCUUCCUUGAGUCAAACAUAUGUGCAGAACUUCAAUGGGAUAAUAAAUAUUAUAUGAAAAUGAUUGUGUUCUUUUUAAAAGAGGUGCAAUAUCGUGCUGAUAUUUGCGUGGAUACUUGCUGGAAAGGCGUAUGGACAUUAUUCCUAACUUCACGGGGUUGCUAUGAAGGAAGAAUUGGGCACAUCAAAUUUGCACAUGUUAAAUUCCAUGUCCCAUCUGAUCCAUCUGUUUAUCAUGGGUAAUUUUUUUUCGUUCUAAAUAUUUUAGCACUAUCUUUUGCUAGUAUCUGAAUACACCCCAACAAAUGAAAAAAACUUAGGGAACAAUCCACGAUUUUUUGUUAAUAGACAUAUCUGGGAUUAUAUUCUACAUCUGGUGAUGGUAUGGUAAAAAGGAUCCUCUUUCAUGUGAUGUUGCUGUUCUGUUCUGUUGAUGCUUACUUCCCACGGUCAAAUGAAGUUUUUUGUGAUCCAGGACAUCUUUCUUCUUCACGACUCAUUUCCAUAGGGAGUAGAAAAGCUCAGUAAAUUAUUUUCUGCUUGUAUUUGUCCUUAGGUCCUGGAGAUCGGGUCCGUUGGCAAAGGCACAAGUGAGGGGGUCACAACAUUAUUUGCACAUGCAGAAAGGGUAAGGAUGGUAACAUUAUUUGCACAUACACCUUGAAUUUCAACCUGUCUAGCAAACGGUCAUGUGCCUAAAUGAUUAUAACAGUUUUUCUUGACAUCCAUCAUGAUAAUCUCUCAGUAGCAUUAUCAGGCCCAUCAUUGUGGUUGUUUUCUUGUUAGUUUUACUGCAGUAUGACUUUCUAAUUUUUCUAGUUCAGCAUCUUUCUGUUAUUUGUAUCAUUGGCCUUCUAUCUUAUGUCUCUCUGCUUAUAUGUCAGUACCCUCUCCCCUUGUUGAGUUUUUGCUAACAAUCGCACACACAAUUUUAACUUUGGUUCAUUCUAGUCCUGUCACACGUGGAGAAAUUUGUGGUUUUUUCCCCGUAGUUCUUGUUUUCAGAUGUCCGUAGUGCGCCAGGCUAUCUGAUCUCUCGGAUCUUGAAUGCCUGGGGUGUGUUGGUAUUUAAAUUAAUGAACUUGCUGAUGAUGAUUGAUGGAAACGUUUCGAAUUAUGCUAGGACGAAAUGUUCAACUGCUGUUUCCUGAUUGAGAUUAUGAAUACUGUUUCUAGGUUACGUCUGGAUCAAAAGAAAUACUGACCGCGUUGCAACAAGCGAGUGCAUCACUUAGUUCAGAGAACAUUAAGGUCAACGCAUCAAGCACAUCAAAUCCCGGUGUACCUCCAUCUUCAUUAAUGUCAUUUCUUAGUAAGGUCAGUACCCGUGAGAAUUUUGGCUCAAGUAUGUUUUCAGUCUUUCUCUCAGAUAAUUUCGAUUUUUGUGACUCAUCAGUUGCCCAUCUGAAGAAAUUGCUAGAUUCAAAUGCAUUAUUGUAUAUGGUCUCUGCUCUACGAUUGCAUAAUCUACGUGGGCCAUGCAACGAAAUUCUAAAUCGCUUAUUUUAGGUAGGAGAGUGGAUUUUCGGUUUUGAGAAGGCAAAAAGAUUUAGAACUGCUUUCUCUUGUGUGUAAACUCAAUCAAGUUAUACUGGCAAUUUUCUUCCCCUUUAUAGAAAAAUCAUCUCUUCCAGUUAGCCUUUUGGAAACGGAAUAAAGAUGCCAUGAUCUGUUGGAAUUUCAAUAAGCUGCUGAAAUAAGGUGCAGUUUACCAGAAAAGAAAAAAAAAAUGAUUAAAAAAAGAUAAAUAAUUUGACAUUUUUGGAAUGGUGUUGAAAGUUGAAGCGGUACCAGCCAUUAUCUCUUCUAUAGUUGUCAGAGAUUUGGGCAUUGAAAAUAACCGGGCACUUGUCGAAUCCCGUUCUUUGGUGGUUUGAUAGAAGAGUGUGACUGCUUAAUCCGGCAAUACCUGUGAAAGUUUGUAUAACAUAGUCAGGGGUGGUGCGACUUAAAGCCAUGGAUCUUGAACCAUGAGAAUGACCGAAACCAUAGUCUGAGUGAACCAGGUUGUCAUGCGGGCACAAAUUCCGUGCAGCUUGUAUGUUAAAGACUGCUCUAUCUGGGGUCUGCCAGGAAUUAACUGCUCGAAGUCAUCUUUUCAUUGUAGUGAGAGGUUAUAGCUUCUAGCUCUGUGGGUAUGCACACAUUAGACUAGGGCAGAGAAGAAUGUCUUCAGGUUCCGGUUUGUAGUGAAAAUUGGGAGAUCUCUUUCGCCAUAUUUGACGAGGAAAUGGUAUGAACUCUGCCUCGUGUCUGAUCUUGGUAGGUUUUGGUCACAUCAGUUGUGUCCAGAUUUUUAAGGUCUCUUUUUAUCAGAUCUUUUAGAGUUUACGAGUAGAUUGCCAAUUGCUUCAGCUGGCUGGAUCUUUCAUCACUACGCGAGCUUGUGGUUAUUUCAAUAUCAUCAGGAUCUAUUGUGCCUCGCAGUAAAAAGUCAACUGGGCAGAAAACUUUGUGGAUGGGUUAAUUUCUAUUUCUGUCAUGAAAUUGUUUCGUUUUCUUGGCAUCAGUACAAAAUCUGACCAUAUAAAUGUGCCCGCGUUGGCUUGAUCUGUAAUUUUUCAUGUUCUUCCCUCGUUGCAGAAUUCUUUAACUCCCGGAGUCGUAUUGGAAGACUUUGACACCGCCUUUACCAACAGAUUCUAUCAUAGUCAUCUGGAUGAUCCACGUGAGAUCCAAGUUCCUCUCCGUUCAUCCCUGCAGUUCUCUUCCCCCCCCCCCACUGACAUCCAUACGCUUCUGAGCAUGCAGGGAACAUUAACGCCUCCUCGGUGGAAGCUGCCGCUGUGCUGGUCGCUCGUGCUGCUUACAUCCUUGCCCACGGCGAAAUGCAGCCGAGUCCCACGCUGCUGAACUCCAUCAAAGUCAACGCUUCUCUGGUGGAGGAGCUGGUGGGCUGUCUCCUAUCUUGUGACCCAGGCCUCUCCUGUGACCUAGUGAAGAAGUUAAUCUCCCCUGGCGCCGUGUGCCCUAAUCACUACGUGGGCGUCUUCCUCAACCAGCCGUCCGACACUCAAUCACUCGCCAAUGUGGACGAUACCUCCCGAUUCGUUUGGAACUUCCUGGCCGAUAAAACCUCCACCUCAAAGGGCAGUAACGGCAGGUCAACCUGCCCUGAAGGGAGAUGCUCUGCUGAAGAUGAAGUCUGUGUGGGAAUGGAAGCAGAUGGAGAGGGCAGAUGCGUGGUAUCUUCAACAAGGUCAGUUUCUUCUGGUUUUUCUCUGUUAGCUCCCGUUGACCGCCUUCUGGAUAUCGUGUCCGUUCUUCCAAGUUUUCUUUUAUUGGUAUUAUUUUUUUUCCUCUACUGGUUCCUCCAUCCACUCUCUUCAAACCUGUUGCUCCACUUCCACCGAUCAUUAUUUCUCCGAUUUCCAAUCCGGGUCAUUUUACAAGCAUUCUAUGAUGAAAUUUAUUCAACGCUGGGACUCAAAUCUACCGGUCAACUAAAUGCUUUAUAUGGUUUGAUGUGUGUUAUAUGCCUGUAAUGACAACGGUGGCAUCAUGGUUUCAGGUAUGUCCCUGCGUACUCUCCACGACUGAAGUUUGAACAUGGAUCGUGGAGGAUAACGGGCGGCCAUGCCGCUGACCCUAUGGGCCAAGUUGACCCAGUGUGGACAGAGAGCUACUGGAACACUAUCAGUGUGAGGAUCUACAAGGUCCAGAGCUCAGCUUUUGACAACCUUGUCCUCCUGGGAGGCAUCACUCUGACCCUUCUGGCUUACGUCACCGUGGUCUGCACUAAGGCAUUCCUCAUGAAGACUCUGAAGCACGACUGA
Spirodela intermedia is the source of this 8768-nucleotide messenger RNA. The record is from the annotation of a GenBank genome assembly. Lineage: Eukaryota; Viridiplantae; Streptophyta; Magnoliopsida; Alismatales; Araceae.